Molecule: messenger RNA, 3017 nt
Organism: Plodia interpunctella (Indianmeal moth)
Lineage: Eukaryota; Metazoa; Arthropoda; Insecta; Lepidoptera; Pyralidae
Gene: Pex6
Product: Peroxin 6
Exons: 10
Coding region: 158-2884 (908 amino acids)
Biological process (GO): protein import into peroxisome matrix
Cellular component (GO): cytosol; peroxisomal membrane
Molecular function (GO): ATP binding; ATP hydrolysis activity
Source: RefSeq, a predicted model, not a curated record
GACAUUUAUUACGAUAAACUUUGCUCGUAUAUAAUUAUCAAUACAAGAAAUUCAAUUCAAAACAUAGAUUGUAUUAAAAUAAUUCCAUUUGAGUUCAGAUAUAUGUUAAAUAAACUAAUUAUUCGUAUCAAUAACAUUUUCCGUAUUGUAGUUUACUAUGAAUGACAAUAUUCGUCUAAAACUAUGGGUGUUAAAAUUUUGUUUGAAACUCGUCUAUCCAAAGUUCAACUCUUAUUUAUUUCUAGUUUUCCUUGCAAUAAAGUAUAGAAUUAAUAGACGAAAGAGGUUAUUAGCUACCAACGUCAUGGAUACCUUCGAAUUGAAGACUGUACCUGUACAUAUUCAAAGGACACUAUUGGAAGACAAUGUAGAAAAUAACCUCGAUGUUAUUAUGCAUAAAGUCAUUGUAAUAUCUAAAGAACAAUACAUUCAGUUGUGCAGCCAAAACUUGUUUUACAUGGACAAUGGAGUAGUUUGGCUGGCUAUAAAAUUAAGCUCUGUUUGUAAGAAGAAACAUAAAAAUAAGACACCUACAAAAGAAAACAUACUCAAGCCCAGCCUUCAUUUUGUGACAUCUGAAAUUCAUAAAAAAUUAUGGUCAGACAGUGCAGCCAGCAGCCUUGAUAGUAUUAGAAUAGUACCUGUGUUUGGUUCAAAAUUAGUCACUGAAAAUGUAGCUAUCACCAUUGAGAGUGAAUACCAUAACAUACUUUCUACAUUUGAAUUAAACAAGUGUGAAAAUAUCACAGUUACAUUUCACACUGUCCCAUCACUUGAAAAAGCACCAAAAAUUGCUGCCACAGCAGAAGUAAACCUCAUUGUGAAUGAUUUUGACUUAGAAAAUGACUUUAUCAAAGAAGUUUUAAACAACUAUUUUGAAGUACCAAAACUAGUAACAGUGCAUGAUAUCUUUAGCAUAGAUCUUUCACCCAAAAUCACAGCGAAAUACCACCAUAAAUAUUUAGACUUAGUGGAGUCCACAGGAAAAUUAUUCUUUAAGUGUAAAAAGCUUGAUGAUGAUUCUGAUAAGAAUAUAGACAUUUUUCAAGCAUAUUUUAUUGUGAAAGGUAUUACACAGUUGACUUUAGGAGAAAACCUACAUUCCUUGAAACCUAAAGAUGAGUAUGUGAAACUGCAACCACAAAGUCAUUGUUUGUUCAGCCUUAAAGCCUGUCCACAUGGACUGAGAGAUAAGUUUCAGCAGAUUCAAGAUACUAUCAGACCAUUUCUUACUGGUGAUAUUGAGGAACUAUCAUCAGUUUUAUCAAACCCCAUCAUACCAAUGCUGCUCCUGACUGGGUCAACUGGAUCUGGCAGACAUUUGCUUGUGAAAACCUUGGCCAAGUAUAAUGGAAUGAACUGUUUACAAAUAGACUGUAAUGCGCUACAGAGCUCAACGGCCAAACAGACAGAAAGUAAAAUCAGUUCUACAAUACAGAAAGCCAAAGCCGCCGCGCCAGUCAUUGUGGUGCUGGAUAAUUUUGAGGUAUUUGCAGUUGAUCCCGAAAACAAUGAAGAUUGCAGAGUGAUGGAAUACUUCGUGAACACUUUGACAGACCUUUACCAAAACUACACUAAACACCCCAUAAUAUUCAUAGCAAUCACUGAACGGGUCGAUCUCAAACCAAAUAUUCUUAGGAUAUUCCUUGAUAAAUUCCAUAUUCCACGGCCUAACUUCCAACAGAGAUAUGAAUCAUUGCAGUGGUUUGCAUCUGUAAUGCAAUUAAAUAUAAAUGGGGAGAAAAAUGCGACAAUUAACUUAGAUUCUGAAGAGAUAUUAAGUAAACAUUCAAAAGAUGUUCUACAAAGGAUAGCAGCGAAGACUGAAACUUUUUUGUAUGGAGACCUGGACACUCUCAUGCAUUUCGCUAUGAGAGAGUCGUAUCUAAAGCAACACAAUGUUUAUAACCAAUUGCCGCCCGAUACGGAGCUCCAUGUUGUUCAAGAAGAGGAUUUUAACUCCGCCUUAGAUUCUAUUCGCAGGCUGCAAAGUCAACAUCUGGACGCGCCUAAAAUCCCAAAAGUAUACUGGGAAGAUAUUGGAGGUCUUGAAAAACUGAAGAGAGAACUUUUGAAAACUAUAGAAUUCCCUAUCAAAUAUCCACAUCUGUUCAAAAACUCCAGUCUCAAAAGAUCAGGCAUAUUACUAUACGGACCUCCAGGAUGCGGCAAAACAUUGGUAGCCAAAGCUGUCAGUACCGAGUUAAAUGUCAGUUUCCUCAGUGUGAAGGGCCCGGAGUUACUCAACAUGUAUAUUGGGCAGUCGGAAGAAAAUGUUAGAAAGGUGUUCGAGUCAGCGCGGUCGUCGUCGCCGUGCAUAGUGUUCCUGGACGAGCUGGACGCGCUGGCGCCGGGCCGGGGCUCCGCCGGGGACUCGGGCGGCGCCAGCGACCGCGUCGUCAGCCAGCUGCUGGCCGAGCUUGAUGCUGUCAACACCUCAGCUGAAGAGGACACGUCGUUCGUAUUUAUAAUGGGCGCGACCAACCGACCUGACUUACUGGAGCAGUCACUGCUGCGGCCGGGUCGGCUGGACAAACUCAUUUACGUGGGGCCGUACACCGGAUUGGAAGAGAAAACUUCCGUCUUGAAGGCGCUCUGUCGAAACUACAAGUUGCAGCCGGAAGUGGAGCUGCGCGCGACGGCGCGCGCGCUGCCGGAGCGCUGCUCGGGCGCCGACCUGCUGCAGGUGGUGGGCGCCGCGCGCGCCGCCGCCGUGCGCUCUCUCGUACACAAAUUGCACGCUGGGCAUUUAAAAGAAAGUGAUCUAAGCGCCGACUCGGUGAUUAUUGGAGUAUCUGAUUUGUGCGCAGGCAUCGACUCGUUCAAGCCUUCCGUUACCGACGAAGAGUUGGCUUAUUAUGAAUCAUUACAAUCACAAAUGUAAACUCGUUCUUUGUGCAAACAGUAAAAUUAAUAAAUCAAAACUAUAUGAACAAAUGUUUUUAAAUGACUUGUCAAUGUAUCUAGUCUAAAUGUUAAUUUUAGGAGUUUCUACAAAUACAAUAUAAUCUAUUGAA